Molecule: messenger RNA, 660 nt
Organism: Thamnophis sirtalis
Lineage: Eukaryota; Metazoa; Chordata; Lepidosauria; Squamata; Natricidae
Source: RefSeq, a predicted model, not a curated record
ACUGUGCAAAGAAAGAAAAAGAGAAGCAAGGCUAAACCCAAGAUUACGGAUCAGAAGGGCCCAAAGGUCGACACGAGUGGGGCUCCAGAAGCUGAAGUGCCUAAAACAGACAGGAUGGAACCCUCUCCCCUGAAAUCAAAAAAAGAAGAGGAGGAAGAGGAAGACAUUCCACAACUGGUUCCUAUCGAAACUCAGCCGCCUGAGAAAAAAGAUCAGGUAGCCAAGCUAGAGACGGGCUCUCCGAAGCUGCGCAGCAAAAGGAAGGCAGAGAUCCCUGUUUCACAGCCGGAAACACCCGUGGAGGCCUCCGUCUUAGAGAAAUCAACCCCACAAAGGCCUGGUCGAAAAGCCAAGACAGCCGCGCAGGAGAUUUUGGGAAAGACGCAGAGCAAGGAUUCCCAGCGACCUUUGGCAAAAUCAACUGUGGCUCCCAAAAGGCCAAAAACUCCUAAAUCAGACAAGAAACCCCAAAUUCCCAAACGGGACCUGAGAAAAGUGAAAGUGCCACUGUCCCUUUGAGCGGAGGAAGAACAUGGGCUAUUUUCGUAGCAAGAUCAAAGGAAGCUUGGCAGAGAAGACGUUUAAUUCAAUGCUGGUUCACUUGUAAAACGUCCUGUGAUUUUGUUUUCCAUUGCGGGAAUAAAACAAUGUCCUGUUUUA